CACAAAUAUAUACUAUUGCUACACAAGUAGACUGAGUCGAUGAGGUGCAACCCACGCAUUUCAAUAGCACAGGGACACGUGUGUUAUCUAGAAGUAUACGCAGUAUCUCUUUUCCUAACUCGUCUUUUGGUCGUUACGACGGGCGGAGUGUAAAGCAGUAAUAAUCGAAUAUCAACGCACUUUUUACCAGUAAAAGUACUGAAGUUUAUUCUUCAGGAUGGUGAAGCUGUAUGCUCUAUUGGUGCUCUAUAAAGGAGUGAACAAUGCAACUAUUCUCAAGGCAUCGUACGAUCUUCAGAGCUUCAGUUUCUUCCAGCGAGGUUCUGUGCAGGAGUUUAUGACAUUUGUCAGUAAGACUAUGGUAGAGAGGACAUCGCCAGCCGCACGACAGUCGGUGAAAGAAGGAGAGUAUAUGUUACAAGUGUAUGUCAGGGCUGAUAACUUGGCUGGAGUACUAAUUUCUGACCAUGAAUACCCUAAUCGGGUGGCGCACACACUUAUCACAAAGAUCCUUGAUGAUUUCUCUGUCAAGGUUCCCGCUAAUACUUGGCCUACAGGAAAUGAGACUAAUAUUGAUUUUCCAGUCUUACCUGAGUAUCUAGCAAGAUACCAAAAUCCUAGAGAGGCAGAUGCUUUAACAAAGAUCCAGAAUGACUUAGAUGAAACCAAAAUUAUAUUGCAUGGAACCAUUACAGCUGUACUAGAGCGAGGCGAGAAAUUGGAUGAACUUGUUGCCAAAUCUGACAGUCUGUCAUUGCACAGCAAAGCGUUUUUCAAGACUGCUCGUAAAACUAAUAGCUGCUGUAACUUCUAAGCAAUCAAGCUGUUACUGUACUGUUCAUAAUAUUCGUAAAUGAUUUAAAACCUAAAGUUAGAUUGAGUUUACUUUUACUUGAAUAGCAGUAUUCUCAAUCUUAUGUACAGUAUUCAACAAUUUCCACUACGUCGAAUUGUACAAUGAGUGACUAAUUCAAUUAUACUUACAAAAAUUAAUUUGCUAUUUCAUUUUUUAUUCCAAUUUGCUCAUAUAAAUCUGUUGCUCAUUGUACAGCAGGCUAUGAUUUAGAAAAAAUAUUAAUGAUUUAUUGGAGGUAACGCUUUUCUUCUCGACUGGGA
Messenger RNA from Hyposmocoma kahamanoa, 1116 nucleotides. It is a transcript of the gene Ykt6, whose product is annotated as synaptobrevin homolog YKT6. Gene Ontology annotation, molecular function: SNAP receptor activity. NCBI's taxonomy places the organism in Eukaryota, Metazoa, Arthropoda, Insecta, Lepidoptera, Cosmopterigidae. The record is from RefSeq and is a predicted model, not a curated record. Gene Ontology annotation, cellular component: Golgi apparatus. Gene Ontology annotation, biological process: endoplasmic reticulum to Golgi vesicle-mediated transport. The transcript is spliced from 2 exons. The coding region runs from base 218 to 814 and encodes 198 amino acids.